Molecule: messenger RNA, 984 nt
Organism: Chelmon rostratus (copperband butterflyfish)
Lineage: Eukaryota; Metazoa; Chordata; Actinopteri; Chaetodontiformes; Chaetodontidae
Gene: mzt1
Product: mitotic spindle organizing protein 1
Exons: 3
Coding region: 223-444 (73 amino acids)
Biological process (GO): mitotic spindle assembly; microtubule nucleation by interphase microtubule organizing center; gamma-tubulin complex localization
Cellular component (GO): centrosome; spindle; interphase microtubule organizing center
Source: RefSeq, a predicted model, not a curated record
ACGGAAAGGUAGUGAUAGUUUAGCAUGCAAGGUUGCUAGCUGCUAAUAUUGCCCCUUAAAGAUUUUUUGGAGCUCAUAUCUAAAAUGAAUACGAAACGUUUAAAGUCUGGACGAACUGUUGCAAUAAUUUAAUCUUGUAUCGCGUCAGAGACCUCUUCAAGUCUUGUUUGUUAGCCACCUGCUAGCAAGCGUUGGCUAACUGUAUUCAGUCUGUUUUACGACAUGGCAAGCGCAGCGAAUGCAAACCUAAACGCAGUCCGGGAGACAAUGGACGUGCUGCUGGAGAUCUCCAGGCUGCUGAACACAGGUUUGGACAUGGAGUCUCUGUCCAUAUGUGUGAGACUGUGUGAGCAGGGCAUCAACCCAGAAGCUUUGUCUGCAGUCAUCAAAGAACUGCGUAAAGCUUCCGAAUCCCUCAAGGCCUCUGAAAACUGCACUAACUGAUGCUGCAGCCUGAUCACCUCACUUUGGGAUUUCUGGGAUCAUGCCCCAGUCCUGGAUCUGAACCUGCCCGGGGCUCUCCAGCCAAUCAGAUUUGUCUGUGUGUUGGCACUCUCUCCUCUGUGUUUCCUUGGUGACUAACUGCUCCUGGUCUGUGCUUUGACUUGUGUCUGAGGUUCUGAGUAGAGGUCCCAACCUCAGUCUUCUUCCUAAACACAAGUCUUCUCCCAACACGAAGACAUGCUCAGCCAUUCUGCCUCAAAUCUCUCACAAAUUUGUGAAGGUCAGAGUGGUAUUAGCAUUGACAGUUUGCCUUAAUUUAAGAGCCUGUUCCUAAUUUCUGGUAGUCAGUUUAUGUUGCACUAUCGUCAUGGGGAAAUGUUUAUUAAAAUAUUUUGGAAUGUCUGUAAUUUGUUCUAAGUUGUUUUUAAUUUUUUGUUAGCAUUUUGUUUUUUUCAACUUAAUCCUUUUGCAAUUUCCGUUGUCCAUGUAAUAGUCAGUGAUGGAUCAAAGUCUAAAUUAAAAUGUUACAGUCGACGGCCA